CUGCUCUUUAUUACCAGUCGCUAAAUAUUCUACAGAUGCCACAGAUCACGUUUAUAAGCAUCUCUAAGCAUUAUAUUCUAAACAAGUUCAACUUCUGUUGUUAAAAUCUUUUUAACUGCAACUAUGAUCGCCCCAAUGGAUUUUGACUAUCUUGACGAUUCGGAUUCAAGUAUACAAAUAGGACAUACUCGGAAACGUAUCCGUAGGAUUUCAUCAAGUGAAGACAGCGAAGAUGAUCAGUGCGGCAGUUUUAUAAAUGAAGAUUACGUGUGGAAAGCCGAAAAUCAUACGCCAAUUAUACAUAAUUUUUCAAGUGUGGGUGGUGCAACUCUAAAUACUCAAAAUCUGUCGAGAAGGAAAGUCUUUGAAUUAUUUUUUAACAAAGAAUUAGUUACAAAACUAAUUACAGAGACAAAUAAACAUGGAGCAACCGACAAAAAUUUUAUUCCUCUUACAGACGGUGAACUAAAAGUAUUUAUUGCUUUAAACAUUUUAAUGAGUUUAGUUUCUAAGCCCACUAUUCAGAGUUAUUGGUCCACAGAUAAAAGCAUAGAAACACCAUAUUUUAAGAAUAUUAUGUGCCGUACCCGAUUUGUCUCUAUCGCUAAAAAUCUGGAUUUUUCCAGUAAUAAUAAUUCUGAUGACCCUCUCACAAAAAUCCGAGAAGUUUCUGAAGUAGUAAAAAAGACUUUCAUUCGCAUGUAUGUACCACAUAAAAACAUUUCAAUUGAUGAGUCAUUGAUGCAAUGUAGAAGCCAUUUUGCUGAAACGGGGAAAACAAACCGAUAUACAGGACAAAAAUGUAUGAAACCAACAGUAGUAAUAGAUUAUAAUCAGUAUAUGAGUGGAGUUGAUGUUGGCGAUCAAAUGUUAAACAUGAUGUUACUAAACAGUUACGUACUUUUUAAAAAUCAUAAAAAAGAUCAAGCUUUUCAUGUUUACAAACAACUAUUAGCCGAAGAAAUUAUUAGGCAAUAUUUACCAAAUAUAAAAGCAUUUUCCUAUAAGGAUACCUGCAACUCCAGCAAAGGGAAACAGAACGUCAAAGCGAUGCGUUGCAUGCUUAUCUAA
Messenger RNA from Cephus cinctus (wheat stem sawfly), 1071 nucleotides. RefSeq names its product piggyBac transposable element-derived protein 4. The record is from RefSeq and is a predicted model, not a curated record. NCBI's taxonomy places the organism in Eukaryota, Metazoa, Arthropoda, Insecta, Hymenoptera, Cephidae. Bases 124 to 1071 code for a protein of 315 amino acids. The transcript has 5 exons.